AAUUAAUGACAGAAUUUUCAGUUUUGGGUGAACUAACCCUUUAAGGGCGAAGCUUAUAGGCUCAGUGUGGUUAGGGUUAGUGGUGGAGGCAGGUUAGACAUUCUUUGUCUUUGAUAUAAACAGUGGCACAUCAUUUAUGUUAGUUAUAAUAGUAUUUGACAUGCAACAUCCAUUCAGUGCACUCAAUUAUUCAGUGCACUUAACUAUCAAAAUUCCUCUCUUCAGCAAUGUAAAUUACAGUAUCUCACAGAAUCAUGGCAUCCUUCAGUGGUCCAGCACUCAAUGAGGAGCUCCAGUGCUCCAUCUGUCUGGAAGUGUUCACUGAUCCAGUCACCACUCCAUGUGGACACAACUUCUGCAGAACCUGCCUGAGCAAGUUCUGGACAAACACACAGACCUGCUUCUGUCCAUUCUGUAAAGAAACAUUCAGCAAAAGGCCUGAUCUCAAGAUUAAUACAACACUCAGAGAAGUUGCGCAACACUUUAAGGAGAAGCUCAAUCUAGGAGAAUCUGAGGGGUUCUGUGACAUCUGUGAUGAAAGAAAGCAAAAAGCUGUAAAGACCUGCCUGAUGUGUCAAAGCUCUUACUGUGACUCUCAUCUGGAGCCUCAUCGCAGGGUCCCACGUCUAAACAAACACACACUGAUCAACGCUGUGGAAAAUCUGGAGGAUUAUAUAUGCCAGAAACAUGAGAGACCUCUGGAGCUGUUCUGCAGAGAUGAUCAGACGUGUGUUUGUCUGUUCUGCACUGAAGGAGAACACAGGACUCACAACACUGUUCCUAUAGAGGAGGAGAGUCGAGAGAAGAAGAAUCAGCUGGUUCAGACACAGACAGACAUUCAUCAGAUGAUCCAGGACAGAAUGAAGAAGAUUCAAGAGAUCCAGCACUCAGUAAAACUUAGAAAAAGAAACACAGAGGAAGAGAAAUCAUCCAGUGUUGAGCUCUUCACUGACCUGAUCCACUCCUUUGAGAGAUGUAAGUCUGAGCUGCUGAAGAUGAUGGAGGAACAGCAGAAAGCAGCAGAGAAACAGGCUGAAGAUCUCAUUAACGAGCUGCAGCAGGAAAUCACUGAGCUGAGGAAGAAAAACACUGAGCUGGAGCAGCUCUCACACACUGACGAUCAUCUGCACCUCCUACAGAUGUACUUAUCCCUGUGCAGUCAUCCACACACAAAGAACUGGACUGAGAUCAGGAUUGACUCUGAUGUGAAUGUGAACUCACUGCAUAGAGCUCUGACACAACUGAAGAAAACUCAAGAGACACUAAAUGAAAAACUCAGUCAAAAUGGGUUGAAGUGGACUCAGAAGUAUGCAGUGGAUGUGACUCUGGAUCCUGAUACAGCGAAUCCAUAUCUCAUCCUGUCUGAUAAUGGAAAACAAGUCAGUCAUGGAGACACUGAGCAAGACGUCCCAGAAAACCCAAAGAGAUUUUAUGAGGGUCUUUGUGUUCUGACAAAGAAGGGAUUCAGUUCAGGGAGAUUUUACUAUGAGGUGCAGGUGAAGGGAAAGACUAAGUGGGGUUUAGGAGUGGCCAGAGAAUCCAUUGACAGGAAGGGGAGGAUCACAAUGAGUCCUGAGGGUGGAAUCUGGAUUCUGGGUCUGACUGAUGACAAUGAAUAUAUAGUUUGUGAUAAUCCAUCUGUCUCUUUCCCUCAGAGUGUGAGACCUGAGAAGAUGGGUGUGUUUGUAGAUUAUGAGGAGGGUCUGGUCUCUUUUUAUGACGUGGGCUCCAGCUUUCAUAUCUACUCUUUCACUGGUCAGAAUUUCACUGAGAAACUCUAUCCAUACUUUAACCCAGCCGAUAAUGAUGAAAGUAAAAACUCAAGUCCACUGGUCAUCUCACCAGUCAGUUAAAAUGAACAGAUAAACCUGGAAAGAUUAUGGACCAUGAAAUUCCUAAAUGAGAUGUUCAUUUACACAAACGGAAGCUCAUUUCUAUAAAUAUUGAAAAUUUGUGACUUGAUGUGCAGAUAUUGUAAAGGCACAAUAUGUAAAAAAAUUUUGGAUUAAAAUAUCCAAAAACCACUAGAACAGUGUUAUAUAUUUUGUUAACUGUGUACUUACAUUAUCCCAAAUGCUUCCAAGAAUGUUUAAAUCCAGAGAAAUAAGCAAUUUUAACCAGGACUCGGACCAUGUCCGUGCGUCGCCUAUCAAUGAAAUCAUACCUGCGUUACCCUCGGUUUCUGGUUUUAUUUUGUAGAAACCAUGGAAACAGCAAAGACGCUUUAAUAUAUUAUAUGUUUUAUUAGACAGGUGAGCAACUGUUUGGAUACAUUCAUCAACAGAAAACUAAUCAUGUUUUAUAGCUCAACACAGCAAGUCUUAUUGUUUGAAUCUCGUUUCCUUGAUUUACAAGUGUCUCAUAGUAGCCGCCGAGCGAACGCACAGAGUAGCAAUAUAACAACUUUCAACACAUGUAAUGACUGAGACAAAUCAGACACAAUUAUUUGUCACAUUUAACAAAUAAUCUUUAAAACUCACUCUGGGGUCUGCGGAACCCUCCCCCAACGAGCCAACUUGGGCAAGGGCCUCAGUUACCAUGGACACCAUCUGAUAAGACUUAGUUUAUUGCCUAAAACUAUGUAGCCACGUGGAAAAGCAGAGGCCAUAGAAAACCCAUAGUCCUCAAAACAGACUUUCCUGCAUUAAUUUAUAGAUUAACUGAUCUAUAAAUGAACAUGCAUCCCAGGACAUUGUGUUUAUGAUUAUGGCUGUUUUGUGUAGUGUAUUUUGUAUGGUAUUUUUGUUUUAUGCAUAUUGUAUGAUAAGAACCAAUGGUUAGCGUAAACUCACCUAAACCAAGUUUGGUGCCUAUGAGUUUGUAUUUUGAAGAUUUAAAUGCUUGUGUAUAUAUGUUGAUACCUGUGCAACAUAUCAGUAUUACAAGAGUCUUUAAUAGUUUCUUCUCCAUCUGUAACCAAUCCAGUUACAUCUGCAAACGAUCUGCUUAAGACAAAGGAUCGUAAACUUUGCUUUCGGAAGCUCGAGUAUGAUUGGCCCAUUGACCCAGAGGAGGAGAGGCCAGCACCAGAGGUUGAAAGCCAGCGCACAGUGCUCCUCUCUCUUUCUCUUGCCUGCUCUGACUGAAACUGCAUCUGCGGGGUGUUGCCUGCUCCUCAACAGCUUAAGCAUUUUGCAAGUAUCGUACAUUUGAACACUAAACAGCGAUGUAGUAUUAAUUUGUGAACGCCUUUGUUAGCAAAGGUGCUUUAUUACUGAGAAAACUGAUGGUCCUUCCAGCUUGUUUAAUUGACUCUUCUCAUUGCUUCAUUCCCGUUAUGAUAUGGUUCCAAUUCAUUUCCACUCUCUCAUUUCCUAUGUAUGCGUGAAUUGUAUGUUUGUGUUUGUUAGUUUAGUUAUGUGUUCGUGAUUUAAUUAAUAAAACUUGUGCACAAUA
Messenger RNA from Ctenopharyngodon idella (grass carp), 3396 nucleotides. Its product is annotated as E3 ubiquitin-protein ligase TRIM39-like. Gene Ontology annotation, molecular function: ubiquitin-protein transferase activity; protein binding; zinc ion binding. Gene Ontology annotation, biological process: protein ubiquitination. Lineage: Eukaryota; Metazoa; Chordata; Actinopteri; Cypriniformes; Xenocyprididae. The transcript has 7 exons. The record is from RefSeq and is a predicted model, not a curated record. The coding region runs from base 255 to 1853 and encodes 532 amino acids.